GUGGACCAGGACUACCCAAUCAGCGAGCUGCAGCAGAGUCGGCGUCCUGACUUCCUGACCUGGUGGCUGCGGCGAGAGGGAGAGAGAGUGAAAGGCUACCAGGCACGAGCACGACCUGCAACUCCAGGUCGACCACCGUUUGAGAUGGAGAGGCUGUUCGCCACGGAGAAGCUCGGGGGCAGGUCGCUGUACCGGUUCCAAGCCGUCACGGUGCUCGUGGGGAUAUGCCUGGUGCUCUGCUACAGGGCGACGCACUUCCCGGCGGCCGGGUCCGGCGCCGGCAGGGUGGCGUGGCUGGGGAUGCUGGCGGCGGAGCUGUGGUUCGGCUUCUACUGGGUCAUCACGCAGUCCGUGCGGUGGCGCCCCGUCCGACGACGAACCUUCAAGGACAGGCUCGCCGCCAGGUAUGGAGAACAGCUACCCAGCGUGGACAUCUUCAUCUGCACUGCAGAUCCGCAGUCGGAGCCGCCAAGCCUCGUCGUCGCCACAGUCCUGUCGCUCAUGGCAUACAAUUACCCACCUGAGAAACUGAACGUUUACCUCUCAGACGACGGGGGCUCAAUUCUCACUUUCUAUGCUCUAUGGGAGGCCUCCGCGUUCGCUAAGCGUUGGCUUCCAUUCUGCAAGAGACACAACAUUGAGCCACGGUCACCGGCCGCUUACUUUGCAGAGUUAGAGGAGCCUCGUGAUCCGAGCAUCUCGAAAGAGUGGUCGUUCAUCAAGGGCCUGUAUGACGAGAUGACAGAGCGAAUUGAUUCAGCUGUUCGGUCAGAUAACGUUCCUGAAGAAAUCAGAGUAAAUCAUAAAGGAUUUUCUGAAUGGAGUACAGGAAUUACCUCGAAAAAUCACCAACCAAUUGUUCAGGUUCUGAUAGAUGGGAAAGACAGAGAUGCAGUUGACGAGGAAGGAAAUGUACUACCUACACUGGUUUACAUGGCACGAGAGAAGAGGCCUCAGUACCACCAUAACUUCAAAGCUGGGGCAAUGAACGCUUUGAUAAGGGUGUCAUCGGUGAUAAGCAACGGCCCUAUCAUCUUGAAUGUGGACUGUGAUAUGUAUUCCAACAACAGCGAUGCAAUCAGAGAUGCGAUGUGCUUCUUCCUUGAUGAAGAAAUGGGUCACAAGAUCGCAUUCGUGCAGCAUCCUCAGAACUAUAACAAUAUGACCAAGAAUAACAUAUAUGGCAACUCAUUCACUGUUCUCAGUCAUGUGGAGCUAAGAGGUUUCGACGGUGUGGAUGGACCUCUCUAUAUUGGCACUGGAUGCUUCCACAGAAGGGAGAGCUUAUGUGGUAGGAGGUUCACCAAUGACUAUAAGGAAGACUGGGACAGAGGAAUUAAUAAGGAAAAAAGAGAACUGUCCAUAAAUAAGAUUGAAGAGAAAGCAAAGUUGCUAACAACAUGCACUUACGAACAUAACACACAGUGGGGAAAUGAGAUUGGGGUCAAGUAUGGUUUCCCAGCGGAAGAUGUCAUCACUGGGUUGACAAUACAUUGCAGAGGAUGGAAGUCAGUCUGCAACAAUCCAACAAGAGCAGCAUUUGUUGGUGUAGGUCCAACAACACAUGCACAGACAAUGCUGCAACACAAGAGAUGGAGUGAGGGCAAUCUAUCAAUUUUUCUUUCGAAGUACUGCCCCUUCAUCUUUGGAAACGGAAAGAUCAGUUUACAACAUCAAAUGGCCUACUCAGUCUAUGGUUUGUGGGCAAUGAACUCACUCCCUACACUAUAUUAUGUUAUCAUCCCUUCACUGGGCCUUCUCAAAGGCAUCCGCCUCUUCCCUGAGAUUACGAGUCCAUGGAUCAUGCCUUACAUAUAUGUCUCAGUUGUGAAAAAUAUUUACAGCGCAUAUGAGGCAUUAUUAUAUGGAGAUACAUUGAGAGGAUGGUGGAAUGGACAAAGGAUGUGGAUGAUUAGAAGAAUAACAUCAUACCUCUAUGGCACUAUUGACACCAUCAGGAAGUUGUUAGGACUGUCAAAGAUGCGGUUUGAAGUUUCACCAAAGGUAAGUGAUGAAGAUGAAUCGAAAAGGUACGAGCAAGAAAUUAUGGAAUUUGGAACAUGGUCGACAGUUUAUGUAAUCAUUGCAACCGUGGCAUUACUCAACCUUGUGUGCCUGGUGGGAUGGCUAUGUCAAAUCUUGACAAGUGGCGGCCGGAAUAUGCCGUUGAAUGGAUUUUGCCUCCAGGUCGUUCUAUGCGGGCUGCUAGUGAUCAUCAAUAUCCCAAUCUAUGAAGCAAUGUUCCUUAGGAAGGACAGAGGGAGAAUACCAUUCUCAGUCACGCUAGCUUCCGUUGGCGUUGUGAUGUUUGCCCUCUCUCUGUACCAUUAUUUUGAGGUCUAAAUAAAAAGGCACAAGGAAAUAAUAGACGUUUAUGUAUAAUCAGAAAACUUAAUAUCUCUUAUAUUAUAUGAAACGAAUGCACGUCGAUAAAAAGAAUUCUUGUA
Molecule: messenger RNA, 2447 nt
Organism: Setaria italica (foxtail millet)
Lineage: Eukaryota; Viridiplantae; Streptophyta; Magnoliopsida; Poales; Poaceae
Product: cellulose synthase-like protein E6
Exons: 7
Coding region: 145-2343 (732 amino acids)
Biological process (GO): plant-type primary cell wall biogenesis; cellulose biosynthetic process
Cellular component (GO): trans-Golgi network; plasma membrane
Molecular function (GO): cellulose synthase (UDP-forming) activity; mannan synthase activity
Source: RefSeq, a predicted model, not a curated record